CAAUAUUGUCUAUGCUAGUCUAUGUCAACAGCAGAACAAUAAAGUGAACCAAAAUGUUCACUUUCGCGGACAGUGGCUAGUAAUUACGCCUGCUUAUGACAGACAUUCUGGAGAGACAGUUGAAGGUAUCCUGGAUGAAAAGCCAUUUUUUCCUUUCCGCUAUGAUUGACCCGCCCGUCAAAGUGGGUCUUAAUGAAGAACAUGUGUCUCCCUUUGACCUUGAAGAAAAUUUGUACUUCAAAGUGAGGAACCAACUAGAGGUCGUGAGAUCCUUUGAACAUGCUCGUAUCGACCGCCAGAGACAGCCCACUUCUUAACGAAAGAAGUGGCCAUCCCAUUGAUCAGAGCUAUUGCAGCAAAUACUUCCCAACGACAAGUGAACUAGGGAUCAGCUUUAUCGUUUCCGUCGCAUUCCAAGAGUUUGAACCUGUUAACAGAGCCAUAGACUCAAGUACAGCUUCACGUGUAUUGCGUCAUGUCAUAUGAACUUGCCGCCAUGAGAAGAAAAGUCCAUGUCGUGAACCUGAUCUGAUCCCCACAAACUUGUAUUACAGAUCAACGUUGGUAGCACCGGGUGACACACCUGGUGAAGUCAUUCACGAAUACAGGUCAAUCCGGAGCUGAGGAAGGUCUCCACCAUAGCUACUCGAAAGCAUUGUCGUUCGUAUUUCUGGUGUUGUCUAGAAUCUCAAACUCAGGUAAAUCUUCAAUACCACAUGCCAAAUUAUAACCGACUCCAC
This is a messenger RNA of Williopsis jadinii, 740 nucleotides long. RefSeq lists its product as uncharacterized. NCBI's taxonomy places the organism in Eukaryota, Fungi, Ascomycota, Saccharomycetes, Phaffomycetales, Wickerhamomycetaceae. The record is from RefSeq and is a predicted model, not a curated record. The coding region runs from base 96 to 317 and encodes 73 amino acids. The transcript has a single exon.